AUCGACAGUUUCGUCGCACCUCUUGUGCCGGAUAGACGUUCGUUGAUAUCGAAGUGAAUAGAUAUACGUUUUAAAUGGCAUACACAAUGGAUACAAUGGUGACAAUGGAUACAUGAAUUGUUCGAUAAAAAUAAUAGUGUGUGUGAUCAACAUCGCGUGAAAAUAUUUUUUAAUAAUUGACGAAAUACUACGAAAGAUCUUUGGAAAAAUUCUUAUUUGUGUGUGUAGGUGUAAUAAAUUAAAAUCGUUUGAUACGCAUAAGAUCUCGAAAACAUCGAUAAAUCAAUCAGCAUGACUUUGCGCAUUUGCAAUUUGCUUCACUAGAAUCUGGAUUAUUAAUUUUCUUUCCGACACGAGAGUGCCCUUGCCAAAAUAAACAUCUUCAAGGCUUAUAACAACAAUCACGCUAUCCCGAUAUUCGAUUCCACGUCAGGCGUCCACUGAUGGUACUGCAAACAGCGAAAUAAUAUAAGGCGUAUGUGUAUGCGAGUACAAUUCGCCUUUCUCAGCUGUAUUUAAUCAACUGGUGACGGUCAUUGACCUCAAUCACUGAUUGCAUAAUCGACGAUAAUGCGCUACUUAUACCGGAAACACGUAUGAGUAAAAAGAUUCAGCAAUGGUACACCGAUCGAGCGAGACAUGUCAGUGAGCUGACGGAUAACACUUUCAAAGCAUCGAUCAAUGCGCAGCAUCACAUCUGCAGGAUCCGUGACGACUUUGAUAUCUCGAGAAGGAACGGCUGCGCGUUAUCAAGUACUUGCCACAAGAAUCGCAUCUCACAAAUGCUCUUAUCGAAAUAAUCAUGGAUCGCCAGGAAUUUGCAGUUCAUAAUCAGAAAUCAUCGGAAUACGAUGAUGUCGAAAAAAAGAUGACAGAAUUAUUUGAUUUACCAGGCUUCGUCGCAUAUAUAAGUCCUUCGGAUAAGAUUGCGUACAGAAAACUGCAAUUAUCUUCACAACAUAAGGAUCUAUUGCCGCGCGGUAGUCUUCAAGAGUCUGUCCCUCAGAAGGAACAAAAUAAAUAUCAAAACGAUGAUGAAAAAAAAUCGUGGUCGAGAAACUCGGAGCAUAAUUCUGAGAAAACCGAGGAAGAAAUUGCAGACGACAGCGUAAAAUUAAACGCGAGCUCUUCUGUUGAAACUGCAUUAUCAGGCAUCAGAACGGAUGCUAAUACUUGUCAAACUAAAAUCCAGGAGCGUAGCUUGUCUGCGAAAAAAUCGUCGGAUAACGCUAUACAAAACUCUAUCCAAGAAACAAAAGAAAAGAACUCUCACAUUAAUAGCAGUAUUAUUUUAACGAAUGACAGACAUAUUUCUGCCGAAAAAUCGAGCACCAAAGUAAAGCUAGAUUCUUCGAAAAAUAAAUUGCUAAGCAAAUCUGCACAUAAUUCCGUCCGCGAAUUCAAAAAUAAAAGUUUGCAUUUUAAACGUAAAACUAUUUCUUCGAAAAAUAUAUGCAUCAAUAAGAAACAUUCAUUGAGAAAUAAAUUAUUCAAGACACGUAUUAGAUUGAAGAAGCAUCAUUCUAGCAGUAGCAUUGACUCCUCGAAAAAUAAUACGAUUUUUAAAAAAGAAUACGAACUAUAUAAAAAAGAGCAAAAAAGAGAAAUAGAAAUAAAUCAAGAGGCCUCUUCAUCAAAAAUUAAAUCGUUAGACUCACAAGAACACAGCAAUGAAUCUAAAGAUAAUGAUAAUUCAUGUGAACGUAAUGUUAAUGUAUCACAUGAUACAACAGUAUUAAAUUUAAGACCUUGCUUAGAAACGGAAACUAAUGAUAUCGUAGAUGAAAAUCAAAACAUACCUAUUUCGAAUACGCAAACUUCUGGUAGCGAUUCUGAAUUGUUAGCUGAGCAAGCACAUGCUUCUGCAACUAAAAUAUCUGUAAAAAUAGAUACACAAGACGAAAAUAUAAAAACAAAGCUUACAGAUUGGCAGAGUGAUAGUCUACCUGUCGAAACAGAUUUUAAAAACGCAGUUAAAGAAAGCGAACAUUCUGAAUCUUUGGAUGAAAGUGUAUCGACGAAAAAAAUUCAAAAAAAGAAAGAGGCAUCUCUUGAUAGGUCACUCGAUGAAAAUUUGAUGAAUGAUACCGAGAUACUCGAUCGUAAAGUGUUUUCCGAGGAUAAACAAAUUCAUGAUAAUAAUGAGAAUGAAAAGCAAAUAUUUUGGGAGAGGAUUACACAAUAUAUGACAAAGAAAAGAGAAUAUAGAUAUCUAAGACAAAGAAGAAAAAUACAAUGCAAGAGGCUGAAUAAGAUUAAAAGGAUACGAAAAAAAUUUCGCGACUGUUUUCAAGAUUGUCCUAGCAAAAGUGAAAGUGACGAGGACUUCAAGAUUAUAUCGGAAUGCCUAGAGAAAAGAAAUCUGCAAUUUGUCUCAAAUAAUACCGAAAUAUAUGACACAUCUAACGAUAUUAUAACAGAAGAAGAGAUGGAAGAUAUUUACGAAAGAGAUGAAAUAUUGAUGCAUAGACGUUGUGAGUCGGUUAAUAGUUUGAAACAAGAUUCAGAGAGCGUAAUCUCUCAAGUAGAAUCCAUCGAUUCAAAUGCUUCCACCAUAUGCAUCCAAAACGACACAUUGCACGAUUUUACAACGGACGAAGAGAUGGAUGAAAAUACAGAUUUUAACACAGAUAAAACAUCGACAUGUAAACGUCAAGUGUUAGUUGAUACUUCGCAGGAGGAUAUAGAGAACGUAAUCCCGGUGAAAGUACAGCGCAUAGAAAAUUCUGUAUUAAUUGCCGAUGCCGAAACCGUUGUUAGCAAAAAUGGUACAGAUAACGAAGAUUGUGCGGUUAAUGUGGAAUCGAAAGACGUAAUUAUGCAGGACGCGCAAGAAGAUAAAAAAAAUAUCGAAAAUGUUAAUAUCGAAAAUGCCGAGGAAACGAAAGAAGUAAAUAUGGAGAAUACGCAGGAAAAUCAAGAGGACAUCGGAAAUAUUAAUUUAGCCAACGAUGUAAAAAUAUCGAAAGAUAUAAAACCAAACUUGAUAUUAUCAACUAUGUCUGCGCAAGAGUUAAUAUCCAAUAUUGAAGAGAAAGAUGGCUGUGAUGUAUCGCCAACUGUCGAAAAAGUAUUCUUAACAAAUAACGAAGAUACCAUGAAAAAUAAAAUGACUGUGAUAGCCGAUCAUGCUUCGAUAAUGUCACCAGAAUUGGAGGAAAGUUCUUCAAACAAGAAAGAUGGCAUUAACGAAGCUUUCUCCUCAUCAACAUUCGCGUCUUCAAAAAAAUCGGAUAUAAACACCAGUGAUGAUAAUUCAUCAAUAGAUGAAGAUAACAUUAGCGAUAUUGAAGUAGAAAUAAAAAUAAAACCCAAGUCGAAAUCUCGAAUAUCGAAAAAAUUUUCGCUGAAAGCACCGUUAUCUGUAGUGAAUACGUGCAUCUGCAAAAAUUUGAAUGCAUUGAAAAGCAAACCAGAUAUUCUUGGCGAACUCUUUCAGAUGAGUUUUAAAACAUCUUCCGAAACAUCCUCCAAAAACUCCAGGCACGGGAACACAAUCAGCAGCGAAGUAAACGAAGCGAAAAUUACGUCGGAAAAAUCGUCUGACGUUAAUCAAGAUAGUAUCGCUGAAACAGCAUCACAUAUUUGGGAAGUUAUAUGUAAUCCUAGUCAUAUUACCAAAAAUAAUGCAAAUCAUUCUUCAAAACAACAGCAAGACCAAAGUUCUCAAAAUGAUACAAUUUUUGAUAAAGAUGCGACGCAUCAUCAAGAAGGAAACAAUAAACACGUACAAUCUGCCGAACAAGAAAAGAUGCAGAUGAUAAGUGAAAAUGAUUCUGAAUCAGCCAAAUCUGCGUUUGAUUUAGAAAAACAAUUACCAAAGCCUUCCUCGAAUGACAAAGAAAAGAUAGCAGACGAGCAACAAAAAAAUCCUCAAGAUAAUAUAAUUUCGAUUGAGGAUGGAGAUGCGACGAAGGGUGAUCAGGGAAAAAAGAAUGAGUGCGUACAGUCCGUCGAAGGGAAAGGAAUGCCUGAAAACAAUGUUGAAUCAGCUAAAUGUACACUCGACAUGCCUGAUUUGGAAAAACAACCAGAGACUUCCUCGGAAAUUUUGGAUGCAAAAGACAACGUAAGGGUUCGAACGAGCGCGGAGCUUGGAUCCUCGUGGGAUGAUAUUCCUAUGAAUUUAACUAUGAAUUCUGAUAUAUCGAUUAUAUCAAACAAUACAGUGUCUUCAGCAUCAUCGGCAUGCAGAUCAUCGCCACCAUCGUAUAGUUCCGCUACUAAAUCGGCGAAUCAUUCACCCAAAUCGUCGAAUCUAUUCGGCGUACCGGCUGAUAAUAUUUCUUCGAACUUUGAUGUCACGAAGGUACAAGAUGCAGUAUUAAAUAUUUGCUUGAACUUUGCAUCAUGCCGCAAGAUUUGUGAAGAACAAAUAUUCACCGAAGAAAAGAUGAAUAAAAUGAAGAUCAAUCUAAUUCAAAUAUUUCAAAAUAUAGAUACCUUGAAGAUAUUGUUGCAUAUGCCAAACGAAGAUCAUAUUAUAAAUUACAUCAAUCAACAAAAGAUACUAGCUAUGCCAAUAUCAUUUAGAGAAUUUAAGAAAUAUUUGAUUUUAUUCGGAAAUUAUGUAUCGAUCGUCACGUGUACCGCACCGUUUCGCGAUAAUAUGUAUUCAAGCAUGCCGCAACAUUCGAACAUUAACAGUUCAGUUCCGAAUGCAUCGGCAUCAAAUGUUCACGCGCAAUCACCAUAUUUGGGAAAUAUUUCAGGCAUGCAGUUGCCAGGCAUGCAGCAUCUCAGAGCGCAAUCCUCAACAAUGCCACCUCCGAGACCGAGUAUCAAUCGAUCACCGCCUUCGAGGAGUACGAACAAUUCUUCGCGUUUAAGGCAACCUGUACCGAAUAUUUGUUCGUCAAAUCCCAUUUUGAAUCCAACGAUUAAUCCACAACAACCUAUAGGAAACGCGAAUUAUUUACAAGGCCAGCGUAUGCCAAAUGUGUCGAGUGUCAAUAAUCAACAGUUUUUCGCAAAUUUGGGUAACACUACAUCGUCGGCCCCCCCAUCAGCAUCAAAUAUUAAUAUGCGCACGUAUUCGUCCUCAAAUCAAGGGAAUACAAACAUCUCUUCUACAACUGGACAGACGCAUAUCGGAACUGCCAGUAGUGCGACUGCAGCAUCUGCGAUUAACAUGCAACAACAGAACCAGACUUUGUACCCUCAGAUGCCGUUUUACAUAAAAUCAGUACCGUAUUUUCCGGUAUUCGUGACAAACCAAAAUAUUAAUAGAAUAAAUCAGUUUGUACACAAUGUCACUCAGUCCAAAGUUUGUACAACUGUUAACGCUCCGGGAAAUGUGACGGGAAAUGUUGGACCCGGGAAUCCGUUUGUAAAUCCGCACACUCCACCGAUACCUGCGGAGAAAAAUGUUCCACAACAUAACAAUAGCGUGCCGAAUAGUGUCGCGUCGCAAUCUGCACGUGUAAAGAAUAUUUUGCCGAAACCGAGCCAGCAGCAACAAAAUUCGCAACAAUACCUGCACCAAAGAUUACCCAAUGGUACGUCUAUAUCUUUAAUCAAUUUGACAAGUAAUAAUGUCUCGCAGAACGCGCAGCCAUCCAUGGCGAAAAAGAAAACGAGCAUCUCCGAGACACAAACUAGGGAUUGCAUACCAAAUCAAACAUUAUUCGCGAAACCACAACAAAAUGUACAUCAAGGAACCCCGUGUGUCCAUAACGUAUGCACAAAUGCGUACGAAUGCGUACAUAAAGUAUCGCAAAAGUCGUCCGGCAUCUUUACGAAGAAUCCCGUGUCGCAAGAACCGAGUGUCUCGCAAAAUUCAUUUAAUGCGACUUCGCAAAGAGAUAAAAUAAGAUUAUUAAAAUCUACACCUGUACCAUCGCCGCCAAACGAAAUUGUGAACCCUCACUUUAAUCUAAGUAUUCUGACAGAUCUUCAAAAAUUUAUAUUGAUAGAUCAAUUAAAAUUUUAUCUCAAAAAAUGUUCAUCUAACCAAGACUCCCAAAUAUUGCGCCUUGAAAGAAAGAUGUUAGUUCUCUUUUAUGAAUCUUUACAUAAUUAUAUCACCAACAUGAUGAAAGAAAAUCAAGUCAAAGAGAAACUACAAAACAAUGCAUCGCGGAAAAUAUCGAAAAUACUAAAUCAUCUAAAAUCAUCAAAAAUCGAAACAUCUUGCAACAAAACUCAGUCUAAUAAAACUAAUGAGAAUAAUUCAAUCUGCGAUAAAGUAGGAGAAGGACAAUCUCUAAAAAAAAAUAUUGAUCUGAACACUUCAAUAAACUCAAAAUCUAUGAUGGUAGAAAAUAAUUUAUUGACGAAAGCGCGAAAUGGGGAUUCACUUGUUCAAUCUAUGUUAAAAUCCACGACAAUUAAUAACGAAGAAUCAUCUCCGGAAAUUGUAGUUUUGCCAAAGGAAACUAUAGAUACACCAAAGAUGCGAUGCAAGAAAAACUCAUCUUCCUUUAUGGAAAAACAAUCUGAAAAUAUAAAAACAUCGUUAGAUUCGGGACAUGCAAAUAUUCUGGAGGAAAAUUCGAUCGCGGAAACGUCGCGCGGAAUCUCGGAAACGAAAACGCAAGAUGACGCAAAUAUUAAUAAUACUGCAAAAUCUCCGGCGGAAAAAUCACAUGUUGAGCAAUUAUCAGCAUUAUGUUCUCUUCUCGCACAAAAUACAUCGAGUUGCUUACAAAAUGCAUUAAGCGAUGAAAUAAAAGGCUCUUCAAAGAUUGCAAAAAAUGAUGCUAAAAAAACUGAUAACAUACAGACGGGAAACAUACUUAAAAUUUCGAAUGUUAUAACGUUAAAUAAUAUUAAAGAAAACGAUGCUAUAUCACAAUCCUCUUUUAAUACGAAAACGCAAGAUAAUAUAAUAAAUAAAGAAACUGAAAAAUCUUCGGCAAGAGAUCUACAUGAUAAGCGCAUGUCGGAAUCAUGUUCCUCUCCUACACAAAAAACGUUGAACUUACAAGAUAAUGAAACGAAAGAUGAUAAUGUAAACAUCGGAGGACCUGAUGAUGCGGAAACGGACAACAUAUGCAAAAUCUCUAACGUUACAGUGUUAAAUAGCAAUGAAGGAAACGAAAAAACGGUGUCGCAAGUUCCUUGUAAUACAGAAACUCGAGAUAAAGAAUUGUAUCAUAAUGAAGCGCAUAAUCUCAACAAUAAAAUAUCUGGCGAAAAUUCACAUGAUGGAAUGCGCGAUAACGAAAAAACUGCAGAAAAUACCAAAAGAUCGAUUUUCACAGAACAAUCUAAUACGUCAUGUAUACCACAAACUUCUACACCGUUUAUAUCAGAUAAUACGUCAAAAUUAUUAUUUCCGACGAACAGAAGCGAAUCCGCAGAAACAUCGCGAAUACAUAUCGCAUGUGAAAAAUACACUUCCAAAACGUUAUCAGAAUUUUUGUCAACCUUGUCACAAGAUGAUCCUCCGCAUAAACAGAUUAAUAAUUCUGAGACAAUGUACGAUGAGAGCUACGACGAAAGUUCAGGAAUUCUGCACAUCGACGAAAACGGGGAAAAAUCGAGUUCAGAUUUGCAAGAAGAGCAGCACGAUAAGAUAUCGUCUUCCGAAAAUAAACCGAAUACGUCGCAGGAUUUAUGUCUUGACAAGACGAGGUGCGAAUCUAUAGAAAUAACAUCACUGUCACCGUUUGAAGAAAAUUUCGAAUUAAGAUUAUUAGCAGUAAAAGAACAAAAUAUUCAGAAACUUAAUGAGGAAUUAGCAUCAAAACAAAAGGAGAUACAAGCUGAGGAAAUAUCAUCGUCUGAAAUUCCAAAGGAUACAUCAAGCACGAGAGCGGCGAUGGAAUCGAUCGACACCGUGAAAGAAUUUGGAAAUAUAAAGGAGAACCAAGUACAAAUGGAUACUCAUAGCGGCGUUAAAGCGAUUAAUGAACUACUCAGACAUGUAUCCGAUAGGUAUAACGGAAAAUCGAGAUCUUCUUCGUGCAAUCUUACAAUGAAAAGCAACGCCACAAAUGUGAAUGAGACUGUUGUCGACAGAAAUGAUAUUUUGAACUCCAAGAUUAUCAGUCCCGCGAAAAGCGAAGAUGAUCAUGAAAAUUCCGAUAUCAUGAUGAAUAUCCUGAACGUCACAAGCAUAUCGGCGUCGUUAUUUGAGAAAAUAGACAAUUCUGAUACGCUUUCAGAUGAUCUUGCAUUGUUGAAUGAGACGAAGGAAAAAUCGUCAUAUGCGAAUGACAAUCUGGAAGUUUCUAACUCCACAUCGUUAAGUGAGAUUAGGGUAGAAGAAUCGCUGAACGUAAACGACAAUCCGGAAGAUCCUGAUUCCGUAUUGUUGAAAAAUAUAAAAAUAGAAGAGUCUUUGGACAUUGACGACAAACUGAAAGUCUUUGAUUCGUUGAAUGAGAUAAAGGAAGAAAAGUCGUCAGAUGUAAACGACAUUCCGGAUUUUAAUUCCAUAUCGUUGAAUGAGACGUAUAGAGAAAAGUCGUUUAAUUAUAAUCCGGAUAUCUAUAAUUUCGAGGGGUUAAAUGAGAUGAAAGAAGAAAAAUCUUUAAACAAUGAUUCUGAAGUACUAAACUCCGCAUCGUUGAAUGAAAUCAAGGAAGAGAAAUCGUCGGAUGUGGACGACAAUUUGGAAGUCCAUAAUGUCAUGUGGUUGAAUACGUUGAAAGAAAAAAAGUCCUUGAACAUAAACAAUGGUUCUGAAGUCCUUAACUCCACGUUGAAUGAUAUGAAAGAAAAAAAGAACGUGAACAAUGAUUCGGAAGUCGUUAAUUCCUCGUCGUCGAAUGAAAAAAGGAAGGAAGAAAUAUCGUCGGCUGUAAAUGACAAUUUAGAAGUCUCAGGUGAACAAGAGAACAGGCCGUGUUUACGUUGUAAACGCAAAAGCAUGGUAUAUUGUCAGGCCUGUUUGGAGGCUCCUUACUGCUCCAAACGUUGUUCAGAUUUGCAUUGGAAAGCAAUUCAUUACAAACAUUGUAAGAAUCUUUACAAGCCAAUCAUCUGUAUCGAUUUAUAAUUUUUCAAGAUUCUUGCCUGUGCUGGUUUUGAAUACGGCGUUCAAUUGGAAUCUUGGGCUUUUUUCUUAAUAUACCAAAUAUAUAAACCAUGUCUGUUCGAGCUUAACUAAUCAGUAUUUGUUAUUACUUAUGUCUAAAAAAUAUAUUAAUUGCUUGACAAAAUUAUUUUUAUAAGAAAAAUUUUCUUUAAAUUAUACGCGAUAUAUAUAUAUAUAUAUA
Cataglyphis hispanica is the source of this 9167-nucleotide messenger RNA. RefSeq lists its product as uncharacterized. The transcript is spliced from 4 exons. NCBI's taxonomy places the organism in Eukaryota, Metazoa, Arthropoda, Insecta, Hymenoptera, Formicidae. The record is from RefSeq and is a predicted model, not a curated record. Bases 803 to 8947 code for a protein of 2714 amino acids.